Molecule: messenger RNA, 1732 nt
Organism: Harpegnathos saltator (Jerdon's jumping ant)
Lineage: Eukaryota; Metazoa; Arthropoda; Insecta; Hymenoptera; Formicidae
Product: apolipoprotein D
Exons: 5
Coding region: 192-758 (188 amino acids)
Biological process (GO): response to reactive oxygen species; lipid metabolic process
Cellular component (GO): cytoplasm
Source: RefSeq, a predicted model, not a curated record
CGCAUCCAGUCAACCUUCACGGGUCCGUCGCCGCGAACGCGAAGCGAACGAAAGAGCAGGAAGCGCAGUCACCUGCGAACGGUUCGUCGCGCCAGGAGUUUCAACGUCAACCCUUGUCAAUCCGGCAAAUUGAUAUUCCGAGCGUAUCUCUUCCCUGGAUACACGAUCGUCAAGGUUACCAAGAAGGCGUAAUGUCGCGACUGCUUGCAAUCCUACUCCUCGCGAGUGCGGCCAUGGCCCAAGUGCCAUUCUUGGGAGUGUGCCCGGAUUUGGAAACGAUGCCAAAUUUCGAAAUCAAAAGGUAUUUAGGCAAAUGGUACGAAGUCGAGAGGUACUUCGCCCUGUUUGAGUUUGGCGGAAAAUGCGUGACGGCUAAUUACAAUAUGAGCGAGAGCGGCUCGGUGAACAUCGUCAACAAGCAGAUCUCUGCGCUAACCGGCGUCGCGUCGAGUAUCGAGGGCAUCGCCAGGUUAAUCGGCAGAUCCGAUGACCCUAAAUUGACCGUCACUUUUCCAUCCUUGCCGCUGCCGAUCGAUGCGCCUUAUUGGGUUUUAGACUCGGACUACAAGUCGUACGCCGUGGUGUGGAGCUGCACGAAUCUCGGAGUGUUCAACGUACGGAACGUUUGGAUCUUGACGCGGGAACCGAAGCCUCCGAUCCCAGUCUUGGAGAAGGCGUAUCAAGUCAUCGACAAGAGCAACAUCAGCAGAGCGUACUUCAUUCGCACGGACCAGAAAAAUUGCCCGAUCUCGUACUGAGGACAACCCGGGGCAACUCUCUACGCGCUCGGCGAGAAAAUGUAUCUUUCCGCGAUAUGGCGUUGUGUUUUUCUGCGAGCCAUUGCCGCGUUGAAAUGCCUGCGGAUUUACCUGUAACAUGGCCAUCAGCUUCGAUCAUGAUUAUAUAACCAGAAUCAUGACUUCAUAAUCAUUAUCGGCUGGUGGAAUUGACGUGAGACACGUGGGCAAAUAUUUAUCUAUUAAUAAUGCAUUCAAAGUGGAAACACAUCGUGUAGACGUAAAUAUUCAAAGCAGUAGUUUGCCGUGACUGUGAUUUUAGAAACGAGGAGACGCAUGCGGAGACAAUUGGAUUGUUAUAUAGAGCGAAAUUCCUCGAAAACGCUCACGUGCGAGACAGCAACCUCAUCUCGGAUAAAAUUUCACAUCUGUAUGCACAUUUGUACGAUCAUGUUCUCGAGAGAAAUAUAUUUAUUUUUUGUAUUUAUUUUUUGCAUAUAAGUAAGUUACAUCUUAUGCAUAUAUGUUAAUCUGGUUAACUGUGAACUUUAUCACUACUUAUUUAUUUAUUUGUGGCGAAAAUAUUAUGAUUAAGACUGACACGAUAAUAAUUUAUCUGUUUAACCGCUUAGCAAUCGAGUGAAAAAUAACUUUUCGUGCCAAAAGUGUGUUGGAUUUUUUUUUCAAAACUACACCCAAAUUUCAUUAUAACGGUUUUUGGGGUUCCUGAAUCCGAAUAUGAAAUCAGAUUUCUGAAAUUCAAAAUGGCGGAUCCAUUACAAAAAUACCAAUACCAAAACAAAAAGUUAUUUUAUUUGAAUGAUCACCGACACUCGAGGGUUCUUGAGGUUGCCGAACCCGAAUCUGAUGUCAGAUUUCCAAAAUUUAAAAUGGCGGAUACAAUAUGGCGGACUAAAACGCAAAAACUUAUUUUAUAUUAAUGAUACCCGAUAUUCGGGGUUUGUCAAAUCGCUGAAACCGAAUCUUGUCAGAUU